Messenger RNA from Beta vulgaris subsp. vulgaris (sugar beet), 414 nucleotides. Its product is annotated as protein FANTASTIC FOUR 1-like. Lineage: Eukaryota; Viridiplantae; Streptophyta; Magnoliopsida; Caryophyllales; Amaranthaceae. The transcript has a single exon. Bases 1 to 414 code for a protein of 137 amino acids. The record is from RefSeq and is a predicted model, not a curated record.
AUGGGGAUUUAUUCUGCCGCAUAUGAAACUCAAUCAAAAAAGGGCACAAAACGCAAAUGCAGAAGUAAGGAGGAUGAUAUUGAGAAUGAUGAUUUGGAGCGUGAUGAUGAUGUCGAGUAUGAUCCAGAGAUGGAGGAGGAUAAAGGUGAGAUGGAAGAGGAUAAAGGUGAGGAGGAGAUCGAUACUACAACCCUUAUACAAGAGGAGGAUGAGACGGUGUCAGCUCCUCAAGCUCAAGGCUGCUUACAAGUGUGUACAUCAAGUGAAAUUGUGAGUCACAAUCCAAAAAAGACAAGAGGGCGAUGUCCCACAAAAGGACUUAAAAACAAGGAACCUAUGCACCUUGAAUACGAUAAAUUUGGUCAACCAUGUGGUAAGUGGCGUCAUAUGUAUGGGCAACAAGUUGGCCUUUGA